This is a messenger RNA of Macadamia integrifolia, 1024 nucleotides long. Its product is annotated as endoplasmic reticulum-Golgi intermediate compartment protein 3-like. Gene Ontology annotation, cellular component: endoplasmic reticulum; COPII-coated ER to Golgi transport vesicle. The record is from RefSeq and is a predicted model, not a curated record. NCBI's taxonomy places the organism in Eukaryota, Viridiplantae, Streptophyta, Magnoliopsida, Proteales, Proteaceae.
AUCAUGACAAAGAAAAUCACGAGGAUUCUUCUCAAAAACCUCAGUCCCAUGGUUUUGACCAAGAUGCUGAAAAUAAAGUCAAGAAUGUGAAACAAGCAUUGGCAAAUGGGGAAGGAUGCCGAGUUUUUGGUGUUUUAGAUGUUCAAAGGGUUGCUGGAAACUUUCAUAUUUCUGUUCAUGGGUUAAACAUAUUUGUUGCUCAACAGAUCUUCGAGGGAGCAAUUCAUGUGAAUGUGAGUCAUGUCAUUCAUGAUUUAUCAUUUGGGCCAAAGUAUCCAGGAAUUCAUAACCCACUUGAUGGAACAGAGAGGAUUUUGCGGGGAACGAGUGGGACAUUCAAAUAUUACAUAAAGAUUGUUCCAACCGAGUACAGAUAUCUCUCCAAAGAAGUUCUUCCAACUAAUCAGUUUUCUGUUACGGAGUAUUUUGUUCCCAUGCAUGAGUUUGACAGGAUGUGGCCAGCUGUUUACUUUUUGUAUGAUCUUUCGCCAAUCACUGUGACAAUUAGAGAAGAACGGCGCAGUUUCCUGCAUUUCAUCACGCGACUUUGUGCGGUACUUGGUGGUACAUUUGCACUAACAGGAAUGCUAGAUCGAUGGAUGUACAGGCUUCUUGAGGCAUUAACAAAGUCAAAAAGUAGAACCAGACUACGGUAAUCGAAGAUUUGGAUCGACUCUUAAUGCAAGCAGCAAGGCUCUGUAUUGCCCAGGUCCAAGGAUUUGAACAGUUCAUCAAAGCAAGAUCUCCCAUUUUUUGGCACAAGGAGCGUGGAAGCAAAGAUGAGCCACUAGAGAAACUGAUGCAGCUUACCUGCCAAUCUAUUUGUUUCCGCUUUGAAUUAUAUGCUCUUUGUGUAAAAUUAUACCUAUCUUUUUCCCAAUAACAUAGUCUAGUCUGCAACGAAAGUUCUUUUGGAAAAAGGUGAACUUUAUUAUUAUUAUUUUUCUUGUAUCAAAAGAUGAGGGGAAAUGCAUAUUUUAUGCUAUAACCAUAUAUUGAGCACAUAAAAUUUACAGUUUUGUCA